GAUGACACAGGAGUUCGGCAUAAUACUUUAAAAAGGUUCUCUGUCAGUGGUGAGCCACUGUGAAAAAGACGACCGUUAACUCCUGAUAGGCGAACUCAAGCGUUGGAAACCGAGAGCAACCUCGAGAUUACUACUGAACAUCAUGAGUGAGCGACAAGGAUCUGGUGCAGCGGGCGGAAACAGCAAAAUAUCUGGAGGACAAGAUGCAUCCAAGAAGUCCCAGGAAGUCCCAGCGGAGGACUUUGACAUCGACAUGGACGCCCCGGAGACUGAGAAGGCGGCCGUUGCCAUUCAAUCGCAGUUCCGGAAGUUCCAGACUAAGAAGAAGACUGACGACAAGUCAUAGUGGCCACAGGGUUUCCCUGUAGCUGUGGAGACCUGGCAGGGGUAGCUUGGUGUGGUGGCGUUUGCAUGUAUACAUAUUCAUACCGUACGAACUCAAGAGGUGGUGUGAGGGGAGAAAGCAGGGCAGAAGCCUGUCGAUCACUGACAUGUCUGUGAAACUCCAUACGUAACCUAUUAUUUGAUUGCUGUAUCAAUAAAUGGCAAAGUUCUGAAGAUUGGUUUUCUGUCCCUCCAUUUUGUCCGUUCAUGGUGUGUAGUUUGUAAUGUGUUAUAUUUUUUGUAUUUCAGCUUUUUACCUCCACCAUCCCUUCUGUAUUUAUCAGGUUCUCUAUGUAGGAUAGAAGAUGAUUUCACCACAUAAUAUAAAUGCAUUUUUUCUUAUCCUCAUGGCACCCUCUGGUUAUGAUCUACUGUGUAACAAUGUACAUUGAAUUUAAAUAAACAUUCUGUGUGGACAAGUGCA
Molecule: messenger RNA, 808 nt
Organism: Oncorhynchus gorbuscha (pink salmon)
Lineage: Eukaryota; Metazoa; Chordata; Actinopteri; Salmoniformes; Salmonidae
Gene: pcp4b
Product: Purkinje cell protein 4b
Exons: 3
Coding region: 143-346 (67 amino acids)
Cellular component (GO): cytoplasm
Molecular function (GO): calmodulin binding; calcium ion binding
Source: RefSeq, a predicted model, not a curated record